CUCUGUUUUGUGUGGUGUGUUUACGAAGAAAAUCUUCUCCACCUUCUUUCUAUCCUCCUUAUUUUUCAGUGGUCUGGUUACAUUUGGCGCGAAAAGUUCUUCCCUUUGUAACUUUCUCUUCUAUUAUCCGACAGCUUAUUUACAAAUAAAAGAUGUCAGUAAGUGGCAAUAAUCUUGGUGUUGGCAUUAACUAGUCUGAUUCCGGUUUAUGCUAAAAGUCAAGGCGCCGGAAAAAUAUGUGUCGAACUUGGCCGGAGAUCAUUGAGUACAACAAGACCACACAGUGUCUCGAUUUUAGAGUUUGGAGCUGUUGGAGAUGGCAAAACGCUGAACACAAUUGCGUUUCAGAACGCCGUUUUCUAUGUAAUGUCAUUCGCCGAUAAAGGUGGAGCCCAGCUCUAUGUCCCUCCUGGGAAAUGGCUCACCGGAAGUUUCAGUCUCACCAGCCAUCUCACUCUCUUUCUAGAAAACGGCGCCGUUAUAGUUGCCUCUCAGGAUCCAUCGCAUUGGGAAGUUGUUGACCCGUUACCAUCGUAUGGACGAGGCAUUGAUUUGCCAGGGAAGCGAUACAAGAGUUUGAUAAACGGUCAUAUGCUACAUGAUGUUGUUGUAACAGGUGAUAAUGGAACUAUAGAUGGUCAAGGCUUGGUUUGGUGGGAUCGGUUUACUUCUCAUUCCUUGAAAUAUAACCGUCCUCACCUCGUUGAGUUUAUUUCUUCCGAAAAUGUAAUCGUCUCAAAUCUUACCUUCUUGAAUGCUCCGGCUUAUUCAAUCCAUUCCAUUUACUCUAGCCAUGUAUAUAUUCAUAAGAUAUCGGCUCACUCUUCUCCUCAUUCUCCUUAUACAAUCGGCAUAGUUCCAGAUUCUUCUGAUAACGUGUGCAUCCAAAACUCAACCAUUAACAUGGGGUAUGACGCGAUUUCCCUCAAAAGCGGUUGGGAUGAAUAUGGAAUUGCGUAUUCUCGUCCCACUGAAAAUGUUCAUAUAAGAAACGUUUGCCUUGGAGCAGCUUCUGGUUCCUCUAUUUCCUUUGGUAGUGAAAUGUCUGGUGGAAUAUCUGAUGUCGUGCUCGAAAAUGCACUUAUACACAACUCGUUGACCGGCAUCGCCUUUAGAACCACAAAAGGAAGAGGCGGUUACAUCAAAGAGAUUGAUAUUUCAAAUGUUGAUAUGUCGAGAAUCGGUACUGCCAUUGUUGCUAAUGGUAGCUUUGGAUCUCAUCCAGAUGAUGAAUACGACGCAAAUGAUCUUCCUCUAGUGACUCACAUUAGAUUAAACAACAUUUCUGGAGUAGAUAUCGGAGUUGCGGGGAAAUUGUUUGGGAUCAAAGAGUCUCCUUUUAGCUCGGUGGCUUUAUCAAAUGUCUCUUUGUCGUGUUCUACUGUUUCUUGGCAAUGCUCCAAUGUUUAUGGAUCGUCAAAAUCUGUCAUACCUGAACCGUGUCCCGAGCUUAAGAGAGUUGAUAAUGCUUACGGUAUAGCUGCAGUGUAGAGAAACCGAAACUCUGCAACAACAUACACAACACAAGAAAUUUUCUUGGGAUUUCUUUUAGGAUUCAAUGAUUCAUCCAUCAAUCAAUAUUCAUAUUAUUUGUGAAGUUAGAAGAGGUCAGAUUCUUUCUCCCAAAAUAAACCACAUUGUCUCAGAUCAUACAUGUUCCUUUUGAUUAUUCCGGUUUUGUUUUGACGUCGUUUGCAUACUUUGUGACAAGAGAAAUCUGU
Messenger RNA from Eutrema salsugineum, 1721 nucleotides. Its product is annotated as probable polygalacturonase. Gene Ontology annotation, molecular function: polygalacturonase activity. The record is from RefSeq and is a predicted model, not a curated record. The coding region runs from base 367 to 1491 and encodes 374 amino acids. The transcript has 6 exons. Gene Ontology annotation, biological process: carbohydrate metabolic process. NCBI's taxonomy places the organism in Eukaryota, Viridiplantae, Streptophyta, Magnoliopsida, Brassicales, Brassicaceae.